Messenger RNA from Prosopis cineraria, 1253 nucleotides. Its product is annotated as NAC domain-containing protein 83-like. NCBI's taxonomy places the organism in Eukaryota, Viridiplantae, Streptophyta, Magnoliopsida, Fabales, Fabaceae. Gene Ontology annotation, molecular function: DNA binding. Gene Ontology annotation, biological process: regulation of DNA-templated transcription. The transcript has 3 exons. Bases 238 to 1023 code for a protein of 261 amino acids. The record is from RefSeq and is a predicted model, not a curated record.
UUCCUCUUCUCCGACUCGACUCGACUCGCCCUCUCUCUCUCUUUCCUUCUUCCUUCCUUCCUUCGUAAUACCCUUUUGCUUUAUCUUUUGAGUCUCUGUAAAAUUUACAAUAAAAUCGCCUUUUUCUUUCUCUUUUGGCCUCGGGUUCUGCUUUGUGUAUGAUUCUGUAUUGUGGUAUAAAAGUGACGAAGAAGGAGUGCGUUGGGUUGUGAACUGUGAAAUUAAUAGUUGCAAUUAAUGGAGAAGGAGAAGAAAGUGAGUUUUGUGAGAAAUGGCGAGCUCAGAUUGCCACCUGGGUUUCGAUUUCAUCCAACAGACGAAGAACUUGUGGUUCAAUACUUGAAGCGCAAGGUCUUGGCUUAUCCUUUGCCAGCUUCAAUCAUUCCUGAGGUUCAUGUCUGCAAAUCAGACCCUUGGGACUUGCCAGGUCAUAUGGAACAGGAGAGAUAUUUCUUCAGUACCAGAGAAGCUAAGUACUCUAAUGGAAGCCGAUCUAACAGAGCCACACUUUCUGGGUAUUGGAAGGCCACGGGUUUAGACAAGCAAAUUUUGACUUCGAAACCCAACAACCAUCAAGUCGUCGUUGGCAUGAAGAAGACUCUGGUUUUCUACAAAGGCAAGCCUCCUCAUGGCUCCAGAACCGACUGGAUCAUGCACGAGUAUCGCCUCCAUAAUACACAGAGCUCUGUGGUGGGUAUGCAGAACUGGGUACUGUGUCGUAUAUUCUUGAAGAGAAGAAAUGGAAAGAUGAGUACUGAAGAACAGAGCAAUUUCAGAGUGAAUAGAGACAUGAUGAACAAGUUAAGCUCAAGGCCUGUGUUCUAUGAUUUCUUAUCACAGAGCAAUAAGAAUAACAAUAAUAAUAGUAAGACUGAUUUGAAUCGGACACCUACCUCGUCGACCUCAAGCAUAAGUGGAAUCACGCAUCUCUCUGGUUCUCGUUCUCUUCACAACGAAUCUGAUGAGCGUGAAGAAGCAAGCAGUAGUUGCAACAGCUUACCGUCUCUUACAAGAAACCCGUGACUAGAAAGCUUUCAUUAAUCUUACUUUGUCCUCAUUCCUAGUUAAUGUUGUUGUUGUACCUUGUACUACUUUUCUGAUCCUUUCUGGUUUUAGAUUAUUGUUAUUAUUAUUAUAAUUAUUCAGAGUCAAAUGAAUACCGGCACUACCUUUUGUUUCCUCUCAAUCUCUAAGGUGUAAUGAAUGGUUUGUACUCUGCUUAAUUGAGCAAUUACAAGUUCUUGCUUCAUCCA